Molecule: messenger RNA, 1509 nt
Organism: Sporothrix schenckii 1099-18
Lineage: Eukaryota; Fungi; Ascomycota; Sordariomycetes; Ophiostomatales; Ophiostomataceae
Product: concanavalin A-like lectin/glucanase
Exons: 2
Coding region: 1-1509 (502 amino acids)
Biological process (GO): carbohydrate metabolic process
Cellular component (GO): extracellular region
Molecular function (GO): cellulose binding; hydrolase activity, hydrolyzing O-glycosyl compounds
Source: RefSeq, a predicted model, not a curated record
AUGUUGCCAUCCGUGCGAGAACCGUCGCCCUCUUCGUCGUCGUCCAAGGCGCUGGCGUGGAUCACAGUCGCCGCGUGGGCCUCAUUAUCAUGGCACGGCGUCGAGGCCGCCAACACGCCGUCCACAUCACCGUAUCCGCUCACGACAGACGCCAACUGCACGUGCUACCACACCAACAGCUCGACGGCCAACUAUUUUUCGCACCACAGCUUCUUUGAUUUCCGGAACCUGAGCGAGUACGCGCACACACCGCCCGUCCUCAAGGACGCACCGUCCAACAUCAACGCGCCGGCGACGAAUGCCUUUUUUUCGUCGGACCGCUGGACCAACAUGUGGAUGGCACAGAACUGGGACAACGGCGCGCUCAUGAAGGCCAACAACUCGGACGUCACCGGCAGCGACGCGACGCUGUUCAUGGUCAACUCGCCCAACAACAUUUACAUUGAGCACAACUCGGACCACGUCGGCAACCUGUCCAGCCGGGCGGCCGGCGCCCACCACCGGACGCUGCACGCCCGCGACAUACCGACGUACAUGGUGAUGCGCACGGCGCGGCUCAACGCGUUCCAGACGUCGGCCGAGAUCGAGUCGUCGUCGCAGGGCUACAAGUACCUGUCGGUGCGCAUGUACGCGCGCACCGUCGGGUCGCCCGGCGCCAUCACGGCCAUGUUCACGUACCGCGCCGGCGCCAACAACAACCUCAACCUCGUGCAGGAGUCCGACCUCGAGAUCCGCACGCGCGACCCGCCCACGCGCGUCCAGUUCACCAACCAGCCCUCGUGGAACGCCGACGGCGACAUCCCCCAGGCCACGCGCAACGUCACCAUGCCCGGCGGCAACCGCUGGAACGACUGGGCCCACUACCGCAUGGACUGGACCCCCGGCGCCACGUCCUGGUACGUCGACGGCCAGCUGGCCUCCACCAUCACCUUCCAGGCGCCCCGCGACCCCUCCCAGGUGAUGUUCAACAGCUGGAGCGACGGCGGCUCCUGGAGCGGCAACAUGAGCGCCGACGGCGCCGCCUUUUUGCAGAUCCAGUGGAUCGAGAUGGUCUUCAACAACACCGACGCCGCCUACAUGCCCAAGCCCGGCGGCUGCAGCAACAUGUGCAGCAUCGACGAGACGCCCGUGACGGGCACGCCGGUGCUGGUGUCCAGUGGAGGCCAACGUGGACAAGGCGGAAACGGUGGACAGGGAGGAAACGGUGGAAAUAGAGGGAAUGGGGGGAAUGGAGGGAAUGGAGGGAAUGGAGGGAACAAUGGCAAUGGCGGAAACAGAGGCAACGGAGGGAACAAUGGAAAUGGCGGAAACAGGGGGAAUGGAGGCAACAAUGGCAACAAUGGAAACAACGGCAACAACGGAAACAACGGCAACAGCGGAAACCACUACCAAAACUGCCAGUCGGCCAAGUACGGCCAGUGUGCGGGCAAGACGUGGAACGGCUGUGGCGGCUGUGCGGCCGGAACGACCUGCAGGUUCCAAAACGACUACUAUUCGCAGUGUCUGUGA